CGCGCUGUCCCCUGGAGGGACUGAAAUCUCCCGUCUUGAGCAUCCGGGUCUUGUCCCUGCGCCCUCGGCGCUAGCUCGCCGAGGCCCUCGAGCUUUCCAACAAGGAACCCCCCGGGCCUAUCUUGACACAGCUCUGCCAGUGGUGACGCCAAUCCGCCUUCAAUAUGUCGUCCACACAAGCAAACGCGAUCCCUGAUACGCAGCUCGGCUUGACGAAUGAGGAGAUCUCCCUGCUACGGCAACACCAGCAGGCGGCAGCAGCCGCCGGUUCCUCGUCGUCGCGCGCCGCCAGCCGAGCUUCUUCGACGGGGGUGUUGAUGAUCGAUAGCAGCUCGCUCGCCGCACUUGGCCGCCACUUCGACCGUGUCAUGCAGCACAUUCAACAGCAGCUCGAGCAGCUCAUGGAGCAGUCGCAGAUAGUGACGAUGCAGGUAUACGACCGCGCAGGCAACCUGAUCGACAAUGCCGAUGCCGAGAUUGCGCGCUACCACGACAUCAUCCGGCAGAUUGACGAGCUCGAGGUCGACUUUGACCGCAUAGCUCACAUCCGGGACAUUGUCCGCGAUUUCCGUCGCCGUGCCGAGCAGCUGGAACGGGACCUAGAGUCGGCGGGUUCAUCAUCGAGGAGAGACCGGGAAGGGCAUCACCGCCACGGGCACUCGCAUCGACACGGUCAUUCGGGACAUUCAAGCUCAGGAAGACAUCGCCAUUGAGGCCAUUUAGACGCCACUGGUGGCGCUCUUGGCUCUCGUUCACCCUCAGCACCCAAAGCCUUGGGGGUUGUUUGGAGCGAUGGGGUUGAGAAGGAAUGUGGACUCUAUCGCCAAGAAAUGAGCCACGUUGUACGACGAACGAAAAACCAAAAGAGGUUCAGACGAGGGGAUGAAAAGUCUUGGGCUGGAU
This is a messenger RNA of Phialemonium atrogriseum, 903 nucleotides long. RefSeq lists its product as uncharacterized. Gene Ontology annotation, biological process: endosome organization. The transcript has a single exon. Gene Ontology annotation, cellular component: BLOC-1 complex. Bases 165 to 713 code for a protein of 182 amino acids. The record is from RefSeq and is a predicted model, not a curated record. NCBI's taxonomy places the organism in Eukaryota, Fungi, Ascomycota, Sordariomycetes, Cephalothecales, Cephalothecaceae.